Molecule: messenger RNA, 1560 nt
Organism: Manduca sexta (tobacco hornworm)
Lineage: Eukaryota; Metazoa; Arthropoda; Insecta; Lepidoptera; Sphingidae
Exons: 3
Coding region: 57-1181 (374 amino acids)
Source: RefSeq, a predicted model, not a curated record
UUAUACUUCACGUUGGCUCCGCUUUUCGUCAAACUCAGAGCAUGUAAGCCACGUUAAUGACUUCUAAGUGUAAUUUAUUAAUUAUUAUAUACCUAAUAAUGGGUAUUAGCGGAAAUUUCCAAGAUUUAGAUUUACCAAACUACGAUUACAAUUCAUACAACGAAAAUAAUUUUCGUAAAAAGUUCAUUGCAAACAAAAAGGGAAAUGUAUUGAAAAAUAAAAGAACGAAUUUGUUGGAUAAAUAUUUGUUCAACAACACUGUGUAUUUAAACGGAAUAAUACACUAUGAAAUUAAUGAAAACAAUACAAAAUACAAUAAAAUUAAUAGUGUCGAAAAUGAGUUUAAGUUUGUGUUAGCAAUGGACGGAGUGAAAUACACGUACAAAAGGGGAUCAAAAUGGCGGACUUGGAGGGAAUUAGUACAUGAUGGCGAUAAAAAAAUUAUUUGUUAUAUUUGUGAAAAUAUUGUUAAAGGAAACUGUUCAAACUGCCACGGUGGUGGUCAUUGGACUAUAGAAGACAAACCACCGUGUCCAUACGAAAUAUUCUCAAUAAAAGAAGAAAACGAAAUAUGUGCAAAAUACUACACUCAAUACACCACGACAGACGACUGUCCUUCUAUAAUAAAGUUUGAGAAUCUCAGCGUUAGUUGUGACAACCCUAUAGAAACAAAAUGGCAGAUUACACGAGAUUAUAGGAACAUUAAAUAUUUUCCCGCGUUCAUAUGUAACGGAAAGGAGUAUUGUGAAAUGACCACUAUUUAUACUAUUGACCAACAAGGUAUAUCAUUCCGAAUAAUCAAUUCAUCGAAUAACAUUAUUUAUUCGAGAAUAAUGAGAAAUGGCGGGAAAAAUUACGCUUGCAUCGACGAUUGCGGCUACUGGGAUCCUAAUACGAAAAAAAUAUCAUCACAACAACAUCCACUCUCCUUUGACUUAUUAGGAAAAAACAAAAAGAAAAGAGAAGAUAUUUAUGGCACUACUGUAACAACACUAAAAUCGAGUAAACAAUUAAAGAAAUCGACUAAGCCUUAUAAAAAUAGACACUUGUCUAUGGCAAAAAGCGCGGGAAUAAAAUCAAUAUUAGAACUCAAUGUCGAGUCUACUACGAUGUCACAUUGUAAGAAAUUGGAGAAAAUGGAUCAAGAGUAUGAAGACGAGGAAUCUGAUUAUGAAUAUUGAUAUUUAAAAUAAUACCCACAAACCUUUUAUCCCCGAAGGUGUAGGCAGAGGCGCAAAUGGUGCGCCCAUUUUUCGCCGUAUGUACUCCGUCCCAUGGUAUGAUAGGGGGCGAGCAUAUCGCCAUAACGGGCACAAGAAGCCAAUAUCACUUUGCCCAAGCCGGAAAUGGAACCCGAGACAUUAGCACUGCAGUCGUCUCCUAAUACAACUACGCCAACAAAGCAGUCAAAAUCAUUCAAUCUAUUACGUAAAUAAUUAAUACGUAUUCUAAUAUAGAUUAUAUUGCCUUCCAGCUUAAGUAAAAAGCUUUUCCCGGUAUUUUAAUAUUUUUUAAUAUUAUUGUAAUUAACUUUUAUUAAGAGUAAAUUAAUUUAAAGUA